AUGAGGGCGAUUCAGCACGUCAAUGCAGCAAAGGUGAUGAGUCGCGGCUGGGUAUGCGUCGGCAGGUUGAGGAAGGGGUGGUGCGACGGCUCCGCGCUGCUGUACCACGGUCGCGCCGAUGUGCUGCGCUCGCGGCGACCCCGAUCGCUGCACGUCUGCCUCUCCGUCGCCGCGGACGCAAAGGCGGACAAGGCCAAGCAGCCGAAGGCCAAGGCGGCCAAACCGGCGCAAAACGACAGGCCGGUUGAGGAAGGGGUGACUCCCAGGAGUAAGGACUUUAGCAGAUGGUACCUCGAUGUUGUUGCCAAGGCAGAGCUGGUGGACUAUGGCCCAGUGAGGGGCACCAUGGUCAUCAGGCCAUAUGGAUACGCAAUUUGGGAGGCGUUGCAGCGGUACUUGGACAAGAGGUUCAAGGAGACGGGUCACCAGAAUGCCUAUUUUCCGCAGCUAAUUCCCUACUCAUUCAUCGAAAAAGAGUCAAGUCAUGUUGAGGGAUUCGCUCCUGAGCUUGCACUUGUGACAAAAGGUGGCGGCAAGGAUUUAGAGGAACCCCUGGUUGUGCGACCCACCAGCGAAACAAUGGUGAACCACAUGUUUUCACAGUGGAUCCACAGCUACCGGGACCUGCCGGUCCUGAUAAACCAGUGGGCCAAUGUGCACAGAUGGGAGAUGCGCACGAGGCCCUUCAUUCGCACACUGGAGUUCUUGUGGCAGGAAGGCCACACAGCACACGCAACA
This is a messenger RNA of Ostreobium quekettii, 738 nucleotides long. The record is from the annotation of a GenBank genome assembly. Lineage: Eukaryota; Viridiplantae; Chlorophyta; Ulvophyceae; Bryopsidales; Ostreobiaceae.